AUGAGCGGAAGGCCAUCUCAUAAUACCUCUUUGCCGUCUCGAACUGACCCCCUAGUCUCUCAAAAUGAUGAGACGAACGUCUCUAUCUAUGGCGCGGCGCCCGAGAGCCGGGAAGUCACGCCCCCCACCCCACUUGAGAUCGAUGCGCUCGGUGCAUACGGGGUCAAUAUACAAGAUUCCGGGAGCAUAUCGCAGGUCAUAACGGAGCAGCAAGCGAACCCAAAGGUUGCCAUUCCACGACUUGACCUGCCGCUUGGUAGCACCAACGGUCGAGUUAGCCGAGCAUGUCACAACUGUCGCAAACAGAAGAACAAGUGUUCUGGUCAUCGGCCUUCUUGCCUCCGAUGUCAGGAGACCAACGUGUAUUGCGUUUACGUCGACGGCAAACGAGAGAGAAAUGCUAAACAACUCACAAUCAUAUCAAGCCAACUCAAACACUACGAAUCUCUCGUGCGUGAUAUUUACCCAAAGAUCGAUAGCGAGCUGGCCAGAAUUGUCGAUCAAGCUCUCGAGAAAAUCUCCGGCCUUUCCUUGCCAUCACCGACCGCCCCUAAAGUACCAGACGAGACGGAAGCGCCCGCUCCCAUGAUCUCUUCCGUGGAUCACACCACUGAGGACUUCAACGGGGACACGUCACUACAAGCGAGGGGAUUCGUAGGGGAACAUUCGCCGAUGGCAUGGCUAUACAGGCUUAGACGCCAGAUUGACCAGGCAAGUUCCGACACAGCCGGGCAGUCCGAGCGACCCGGACAACCAUCGCUUUCCUCCUGUGGUUUCUUUGUGGAUGAGAUUGGUCUGCCCUCGACAAACGAUUCAGACUACCUCGCAUAUCCUUCGCAGGUGGUCGCCGAUGAACUUGUGGACAGAUACUUCCAGGUUGCGCAUGCUUCUUUUCCGAUCCUCGGCAAAGAAAUUUUCCUGAACCAGUGUCGAUUGUUCUAUAGCAACACCCCGACACAUCCCGGAAACAAGUGGAUGGCGUUGUUGAACAUGGUGUUUGCAAUCGCUGCGAGGCAUUUUGAGCUUGAUGGACAUCACCCGCGGCUAGAUCAUAAUAAGCACGCGGUGUAUUUUUCACGUGCUCAGCGAUUGAAUCAGACAGACUGUGCACUCUUAGACCAUCCUAAUCUGCAACAGACGCAAGCAGAGGCACUGAUAUCACUCUACAUGCUCUCCAUCGGACAAAUCAAUAGGGCGUGGAGAGUAUGUGGUGUUGCUAUUCAAUCGGCAAUCUCAAUGGGUAUCCACCUUCGUAGUGAGAGCAGCAGCAUCACACACGUGUCCAAAGAAACCAGAUAUCGCUUGUGGUGGGCGCUGUAUGUGAUGGAUAGCCUCCUUUGCGGCAUGACCGGGCGCAUGCCCAGAAUGCCCCAGGAACACUGCACCACACCUUUGCCAGUGCCAUACAAGGAGGAGGAUUUUUGGGAUGAGCACGUAGCGAGGCUGAUCGUAGACAUUCAGUCCCGAGACUCCCUGAUGAAAUCCCUCCUCUCUUAUGAUCGUUCGAUCAGGUCGAACGAGCAAUCAAGAUAUUCGCCCCCUCAACAGCCGCUACCUGAACCGGUAUUGCCCAUGCCGGAGCAUCAGGCUAAUGUCUCGCUGUACUUGCUGUACUCCAUCAACCUGUCAGCUGUGAUGAGAGAUGCAAUCGAAAUCUUGUACUCUCCCGGCGCCGGGCGCAAGUCGCGACAGGAUCUGGAAAUGGCAAUGAUGUCGCUCAACACUGCCGCCGACAACUGGUUUGCUCGACUUCCUCAAACCUAUCGUUUCACGGAACCACGUGUUGACAAAGCUUUUGCCCGUCAACGCACGAGUUUGGCUUUCCAGUAUUAUUCCACCAAACUUGUCAUUUCCCAUCCCGCCCUGAGUUAUCAGCCACGUUGUGAGGGCUCUCCAAAUGAGUUUUACCCACACAUGGCAGCGAUUUGCGUCAAGGCGGCAUCCCAUAUGCUCGAUCUGCUACCCAACGAACCAAGUAUGGCCUGGCUCAUGAGUUGUUCGCCUUGGUGGACGGUUUUGCACUACCUCACGCAAGGUACUGUAGUGCUCGUGAGGCAGUUGCUCACUCAGAGUCAGGCGUGGGCUAUUGACUGGGACGAAACAUUGGGGAGAGUCCAGAAAGCGCUGCGAUGGUUCAGUCAGUGCUCCACCACAGACGCCUCAUUCGAGCGGGCUUGGGGUAACUUUGCGGAACUCUUGUCGUCUCAAGGACUGGAUUUCGGUGUAAGAUAA
Messenger RNA from Penicillium bovifimosum, 2232 nucleotides. RefSeq lists its product as uncharacterized. Lineage: Eukaryota; Fungi; Ascomycota; Eurotiomycetes; Eurotiales; Aspergillaceae. Bases 1 to 2232 code for a protein of 743 amino acids. Gene Ontology annotation, biological process: regulation of DNA-templated transcription; DNA-templated transcription. The transcript has 4 exons. The record is from RefSeq and is a predicted model, not a curated record. Gene Ontology annotation, molecular function: zinc ion binding; DNA binding; DNA-binding transcription factor activity, RNA polymerase II-specific.